Eriocheir sinensis (Chinese mitten crab) is the source of this 1945-nucleotide messenger RNA. RefSeq lists its product as uncharacterized. The record is from RefSeq and is a predicted model, not a curated record. The transcript is spliced from 2 exons. Lineage: Eukaryota; Metazoa; Arthropoda; Malacostraca; Decapoda; Varunidae. Bases 1 to 873 code for a protein of 290 amino acids.
AUGAACACCAGCAGGUCCUCCUUACUGCUGCCACCGUCGCCGCCGCUGCUGCUUCUCCUGCUGCUUCUGAGGUCGGCGUUGUCCGUCUCCGGGAGUGACAGAGACGUUAACUGCCCCGCUAUUCAGACCAUCGGUAAAGAAGAACAGUCAGAAAUUAAAACAAGAGAGGAGAAAAGUGGACCGAACAUCACGCUGGAAACAUACAUGUACCCCGAGUCCGGCUUCAGAGGGAUUAGCCUGGAGGCGGUGGUGAACCGGAGCAACUACACCGCUUGGUUCCCGCUACAAAACACUUCCUGCUUCCCUGAUGACUCAGUCGAUUGGUGGAAGGUAUUGGCGAACGCGUUGGUACAGCUGGACAAAAAAUCACACAGACUUACAUUUCAAUUAAAUAUUGGCAAGUGCAAUACUCGGUGUGCCCAAACGAUCCAGUCCAGGAAUCUCUCAAGUCUUCAUAUUGUGGCUCACGGGCCCUCAGGCUGGAGACAAGAAACGCUAGCAGAAGAGAACUGCAAAACAUGGGAGCCGAUGGGGACCUUACAAGUCUCCCUCUGCACAGCCUCUGCCAUCGACACAGAGGACAAAACAGCAUCCACAGAAUUGUCGUCAAUGGAGGUGGCGGUGCCAGCUGCAGCAGGACUGGUAGCGAUGCUGGUGCUGGGGGCUGUGCUGGGUGCUGUGGUACUGAAGCGGAAUCGGCAGGGAAGAGUGACAACGGGGGAAGGAGUCGUGAUGCGGAGAUCCUUAGGCAAGAUGGAGGCGGCGGAGGACAACAGCGAGAUGGUGGUGAUAAAGAACAGCGUGUACGAGGCUACGAGCCCUUCGAGAACUUCCAACUUUCCCAGCCACCGGACCAAUAAAGGAGAACAGUGAUGAAGGUGAUGAUGAUGAUGAUGAUGAUGAUGAUUAGGAGGAGGAGGAGGAGGAGGAGAUGGGGGAAAACAAUUGAAGGCUGGAGAAGACAAAGAAGAAAAAGAAGGAACACUGACACCUUUGAUUUCUCCACUCUGGCGUCCCAUGAUAUGUGUCCAUUUGGUGCACCCCAGAAGACAGGAGAGUGGAAUAGUAAUAUUUAACUUGAUUCAUCCACACAUUGCUGCAGUGUCUGUUAGGUCACCUGGACAGGAGAGGGAGAACUGUUCCACAUGGUAAUAUUUAACUUGAUUCAUCCUCCGAUUGCGGGCAGAGCGUCUCUUUGAGCAGACUGAUCUCAUGAUGGUCUAUGGCUCUAUGCCAUGUUAAUGUGCGGGUGCCUAUCGUUUGACGCGUAAAGUGAAUUUUGCGUAACCUCAACAUUUCCCACAAUGAUGCACAGCAAAACAAGAGGCUCGGCAUCAUUUUCUUUGAUAAUAAUAUAUAUAAACUUGGGUGGGAGAGAUCCCGACAAGCAGUCAACAAAAGACACGCUACCAUGUUAAAAUUCAUGUAUAUAUACAGGAUGGGAUGUCUCAGGAUACGGGGAUGUUUGACGACACCACACCGGGCCGGCGUGACGAGGCUCCAUACAAGAGCUGAUCACAGAGCCGAAAGUGGGAAGAGUAUCGUUGAGGCUUAUCUCAUCCUACCUACGAAGGUGAGACAGACGUAUGGAUGGGAAGGGAAGCUGGUGACUAACGCGUUCCCAGCAGGUACCCUGUGCAGGCUGAUUGGCCUCUUGUGUCCUCUUAUAUCCUUGCUUGUAUACUCGUAUUACUCUGCUUUUACCUCUGUCAGGCGGGAGUGUUGAGACCUCUGUCAGGAGGGAGUGUUAAGGCGUACGUCUGUCCAAGGUUGAUCACUGUUUGUCUUGUUGCAGGAGCAGUGCGUUGGGAUUAUUCUAAUUAUUUUGUUUCACCAACCUAUUUAUGUUGCUAUCUGUGCUGGGGCGACACUCGAUCCUACAUCUGUUUGUUGGACUAUUAUACUGAUGAUUUGCUUUAUUUCAAAUAUAAAUGAUUAAAUAACC